AUGCAGCUGCCUGGGUGCCCGAAGAUUGCAUGUCUCGUCGCCUCGGUGCCAUUGACGAGGCAACACGGCGAAUGCGGAGGCGCAGAGGAAAAAAGUGGUAGGCCGAUGAACGGACGGCUGUGCGAUGAGAAAACGGCAAAGCAGGCCGGUGUGCGAGAAGACGCGCCGGUGUUUGCACACAAAUCGCAUACAAAGAAGAAGGACUCAUCGCAAAUGGGCUCGGUUCAAAAGAAAGUGUCGGAUUCGAAGCGCGACGAGGCGCCGUCGGUAACUGACGAUAUACGCGGCGCCGAAUAUUAUCAUGGCCUCGUGCCAAGACAAGACGCAGAGGCGAUUCUAAAACGAGAAGGCGAUUUUCUAUUGAGAAAAACCGAACAAACGCCAGACCCUUUUAUUACAGGCAAAGUGGUUCUGGCAUUGUCUGUUCGCGUAAAUGACGAUCUCUGCCGUCAUUUCAUGCUCAAUAUGGAUCCGACAACGAAUAAAUUUUAUUUUGAAAGCCAUCAGGAGAACACAAUAUCGGACCUCAUCAACUGGCACAUGACCUCGAAAACGCCUCUCUCGCAGGCGUCGGGCGCGAAAUUGCGGCGUCCGAUGGAGCGAUCCGCGUGGCUCAUCAAUCACGAUUCGAUAGUGGCGGUGAAAAAGCUCGGCGAGGGCGCGUUCGGCGAGGUGUUUCUGGCCGAGUGCGAUUCGGGCGGCAGCAAACAGGAAGUGGCCGUGAAGACGAUGCGAGCUGAAGCCUCGCGAGAAGCUCGCCUCAGAUUUAUGAAGGAGGCGCGACUAAUGAGGAAGUAUCAGCACAAGCAUGUUGUCAAGCUUCUUGGUGUCGCUAUUCAUGAGCAUCCACUCAUGAUCGUCAUGGAGUAUUGUCCAAACGGCUCAUUAUUGGCACAUCUGAAAAAGAACAAGGUGGCAGCGUUGGAGAAGCUCAGAUUCACAACAGAAGCUGCUGACGGCAUCGCCUAUCUCGAACGAACCAAGUGUAUUCAUCGAGACAUCGCCGCUCGAAAUUGUUUGUUGGCCGCCAAAAAUGAGCUGAAAAUUUCGGACUUUGGAAUGUCGCAGGACAACGACGUUCCCAUCAAAGACGAGACACUCGAGAAGGUGCCGGUGAAAUGGCUGGCGCCGGAGACGAUGCAAGAGAAGGUCUAUUCGCAUAAAACCGACAUCUGGUCGUUCGGCGUGCUCGUCUGGGAGAUUUACGCCGACGGCGCCGAGCCGUAUCCGGGUUUGACGAAACUCCAAACGCGCGCCAAAAUCAUCGUGAACGAUUAUCGAAUGAAAAUGCCGGACGGCACGCAUCCGCAAAUUGCCGACAUCGUCACCGGCACGUGUUGGCAGCGGAAUCCGGAGAAGCGGAGCACAAUGGACGCGAUUCAUAAGAAGAUUCGCGAGAUUUAUUUUGCCGAGAAGAAAUGA
Caenorhabditis bovis is the source of this 1422-nucleotide messenger RNA. The record is from the annotation of a GenBank genome assembly. Lineage: Eukaryota; Metazoa; Nematoda; Chromadorea; Rhabditida; Rhabditidae.